This is a messenger RNA of Calidris pugnax (ruff), 2767 nucleotides long. It is a transcript of the gene ZRANB2, whose product is annotated as zinc finger, RAN-binding domain containing 2. Gene Ontology annotation, biological process: RNA processing. Gene Ontology annotation, molecular function: RNA binding; lipopolysaccharide binding. NCBI's taxonomy places the organism in Eukaryota, Metazoa, Chordata, Aves, Charadriiformes, Scolopacidae. The transcript is spliced from 9 exons. The record is from RefSeq and is a predicted model, not a curated record. The annotation marks the transcript as partial.
AAUGAAAGGCGUUUUUCUUCAGAUCUCAGGUUUCCCCGCCGUCCCGCUAACGAGCGUCCGCCUUCUCUUUCUAUUUGCAGAUGUGGGAAUGUUAACUUUGCUAGAAGAACCAGCUGCAACAGAUGUGGGAGAGAAAAAACCACCGAAGCCAAAAUGAUGAAAGCCGGAGGGACUGAAAUAGGGAAGACCCUUGCCGAGAAGAGUCGUGGCCUCUUCAGUGCCAACGACUGGCAGUGUAAAACGUGUGGUAACGUGAACUGGGCCAGGAGAUCUGAGUGCAACAUGUGUAACACUCCCAAGUACGCGAAAUUGGAGGAGAGGACAGGCUACGGAGGAGGAUUUAACGAACGAGAGAACGUGGAGUACAUCGAACGCGAGGAGUCGGACGGGGAGUACGAUGAGUUUGGGCGCAAAAAGAAGAAGUACAGAGGGAAGCCGGUGGGUCCUGCCUCUAUCCUGAAGGAGGUAGAAGACAAGGAAUCUGAAGGGGAAGAUGAGGAGGAUGAGGAUGAAGAUCUCUCCAAAUAUAAAUUGGAUGAGGAUGAGGAUGAAGAUGACGCUGACCUCUCCAAAUACAAUCUGGAUGCCAGUGAGGAAGAGGACACUAAUAAGAAAAAGAAAUCCAAUAGGCGCAGUCGCUCUAAGUCUCGAUCUUCCCACUCCCGCUCUUCAUCGCGCUCAUCCUCUCAUUCGAGCUCAAGGUCUAGGUCCAGGUCCCAUUCAAGAAGUUCUUCCAGUUCCAGAUCAAGAUCUCGCUCCAGUUCCAGAGAGCACUCUAGAUCUCGUGGGUCGAAAUCAAGAUCCAGCUCCAGGUCCUACAGGGGGUCUUCCACCCCAAGAAAAAGGUCUUACUCAAGCUCUCGUUCGUCAUCUUCCCCCGAGAGAAGCAAGAAGCGAAGUCGUUCUAGAUCUUCUUCAUCUGGUGAUCGCAAAAAAAGACGAUCGAGAUCACGGUCACCCGAAAGACGCCGCAGAUCAUCAUCUGGAUCUUCCCAUUCUGGUUCCCGUACAAGUUCUAAAAAGAAAUAAUGUAUUAAAGCUCACAUUAAAAAAAACAAAACAACCAACAAAACAAAAAAAAAAAUCCAGUCAGUGCAUGAGACAUUUUUAAGAAGUUGGUGUCUUACUUGGUCAGAAGUGCUGAAUCUGCUAGUAGAGGUGCAUGUCUGUCCUUGCUUUCUGGAAAACUGCAGCUUUGUUCAUUCAUCAAACAAAAAGUGAGGUAGCAUUUUAAGCCAUAAACCCCCCCCAGAGGAGGUUGUGAAGUUUUCUUAUUUGAGUAAGGGGUUUUUUUAUUAUUUUGAAAGACUCAGUUACUCGAUUCCCUGCUCUCUUACACCCGUGAGCGGGCACAGGUCGGGUGUGAUCUGAUAACUCUGCUCUUCCUGGGAGGAGUUCAGAGGAGUAUUGGGAAUACAGAACCCCUGAGCUUUCCGCACCCAACUCCUGCGCUUCGUGCUGCAGCUCCCGUGGGACCACGACAGAAGGGUGUAGCUGUAGGGCUGGUGCUACCCCUCAGGUGACAGUAGUGAGUGCUUAGGUCCAAUGAUUUUUUUUUUUUAUUUGCAAGUGUAGCUGGAUUCCUCUCUUUCUCUAGCCAUGCUCGGUGCAGAAUAGCUAUUAGGUACCCUGGCAGGGUUCUGUAGAGCUUGAAUUGGACUCCAUUCCUUCCAAGCAGGGAUGUUGGAGACGUUGGGCACUCUCUGCUCCUGUGCCCGUCACUGUAGGAAGGAUUUGCUGCCCUCAGCGGAGUGGGGACUGUCCCACGCAGGGACCCCGGGCUCUGCUGUCCUUUCUGGGCAGAGCAUCCCAUAGGAACCGCCCUUGAGCUGGAGGAAUAUGGAAGUAGCUGCUUGGAAUCAAGUGACGCUCCUGCAGGCCACCUGUAGAGUUCAUUUUGGGGCUGACUUAAAAUUUUCCAGGUAUCUGAAUUUUAUUUAUAUUUGAAAAUGAAAAUUAAUAAACUGUGUAGAAAGUUCUGACAGCUGAAAUGUGUUCUUCACCAGUCAUUCUUUUUUUCCCUUAAAUAUAAUUUAUGGCUUAAAAUGCUGUAUUGAAUGUGAUUUACUAGCAAUAUUGCAUUAAACUUGGUCUCUCUUGAGCUCCGUUUGGUUAAGAAAGGGUUAAGUCUCUUCAGUGCCAUCGCAAGGUAAGUAUGGUAAGGAAAAUUCUUCUUUUUAAGCAAGCAAACAGCAAUAGAUCUCUAUUGAUUUCAGCAGUAAAACUUCCAUAUUUGACCGCUGCUUUUUUAAACGAACUGCACAAAAACAAACGGAGCAAAAUUUAAAAAUUACAUUCUGCUUUCCUUUUUUUUUUUUUUAAGACACUUCUUUUGGACUGGUAUAUGGAAUAUAAGCAAAAUGUUUUUUGGUGUUGAAAUAUUUUGAUAAUCUUUUUGCAGAAAAAAAACCAACAACCCGCUCUGCAGUUUCUUCUUUAAUGCUUUCUUUUAUAGCUAAUUUCAAUGCUAAAUGUGUGUAGGUUGCACAAGAGCAGGUUAGUCUUGUAACUGUGCCUCUGACAACGUCCAAGUCCAACUACUAAAUUGUAAAAAUCCGAUCUAAUAGAUGCUAUGUUGUUAGCCUUUGGGGUUUUUUCCUUGUGCUUUGUAUUAAAAUUGUUGCUGUACUUAACAGAUGAAAGUUUUUAAAUUUAGCAAACGAUAGGUGACAGACAAAAGAAAAUUAUGGUUUCAUUUGGCUUAGAUAAAAUGUACGGCAAAAUGAUUCUGUAGACAAGUGUAAAUAAAACCUGUGAGUCAACCGUG